This is a messenger RNA of Cuscuta campestris, 1224 nucleotides long. NCBI's taxonomy places the organism in Eukaryota, Viridiplantae, Streptophyta, Magnoliopsida, Solanales, Convolvulaceae. The record is from the annotation of a GenBank genome assembly.
UUCGGUUGUUGAACUUUCUUUGUGGACUGCGGGCUACCGUUGAAAGUACGAAGCCGCCCUUAAGCCAAACUGUGUUGGCGACUGACUCUUCUUCAGAUUGCGCGGCAACUUCCUCACUUGUCUUCCUCUGUUUAAUCUUCCAAAUAAAUAAAUCACUCAUAGCCAAGUUUCCCAACAAGAAUAAAAGCUCAAGACAACAAUUCCCCCCAACUUCGUUAUUCUUCCUUUGAAAAUUCUCUUGGAUUUUUGCCAUUUAAGCUGCAAACGAUGGCAGAUCCGUCGGAGGCGGGCGGGAUGCUGAACGACUCGACUAUGCUCGCGAUAACCGGGAAAGCGAUGGUGGUGGCGGUCAUCAGCCUCUUCUUCGCGGUCGUCUGCGUCUUCCUCUUCCAUCUUUACACCAGAUGGCUCCAUAGCCGUCAGCGCGGCGGCGGCGGCCGAAGACCCACCACCGCAGGGCGUAGCCAUCGGAGACAAGAAGAAGAGAGGCCAGCCCUCGGCCGGGGACUCGACCCGUCUGUGCUGAAGACAAUUCCGGUGAUCACAUUCGGUGCCAAAGAGGUGAAAGAAGAAGUAGAAUGCUCUGUGUGUCUCAGCUUGGUGUGUGAGGGUGAAAAGGGAAAGGUUUUGCCCCAAUGCAGCCACUGGUUUCACGGGGAUUGCAUUGAUAUGUGGUUUCAAUCCCAUUCCACUUGUCCCCUGUGUCGGAAUCCCGUUUCGGAGAUCCCCGCGGAGGGGAAAUCUCCGGUCACCGGUGGCAGUUUAUUAGGGCCGUGUUUGCGGGAGCCUCCGAGAGGGCCUAUAUCCACUCAAAUACCAUGUUCUUCGUCAUCGUCGUCAACGAGUAGUAGGCCAGAGGGAAGCUUGGUGAUUGAUAUUCCCAGGGAGAUUGUGGGAGAAGAUGAUGAACACAAAUCAUCUCCUAUGGCUACAAGAUUGAAGUCUUUUAGAAGGCUGCUAAGCAUGGGGAAGAGGGCUGGCCCUAGCAGUCCCACUAGUCACUUAGAUUUAGAACAGGGCAUGAAAAGUCAAAUCUAGGAGUUUAGGAGGAUGUGACAUACACAAGUACUUGUAUUCUUUUGUUUACUCCGUAUUAAAAAAAAUCUAAUAAAAGAAAAUUUUCUAAUUACAUUUAAAGUUGUUUCUUAUUUUAAUCUAAUGAAAAUAAAUAAUACUCUACAAGUGAUAAGAAUAAGCUAAAGAGAACAAACUUGUAGUCAAGUU